AAAUACCUGUUAAUAACUUAAUAAUAUGUCCUUUUUUUCUUUUUUUUCCACUUUCCAUCAUAUUUUCUUCUCGUUUGCUAUUCACUCCCCCAAAUCCACUCCUUUCUUUUUCAAAUUUCCAAUCUCUAAACAUCAUUUCUAUCUUUACCCACAUCAUAAUUUCAACCAAAAUCAAACUUAACAAUUUGAUUACCUCACUUUUCAUUUCAAUGAUGGGAAUCUGUUGUUAGUUGAGGUUCCUUGAUACAUUGUGUUGAGGUUUGUUUUAUCUGGAUUUGUUUAUUAUGGGUAGAGUUAAAGGAAAAGGCAAGAAGCAGACCGUGUUUACAGCUAAAGAUGAUGUAGAGAACGCGAAAGGGGAGAACAUUGAGGCAUCUAAGAGAAGGGGAAGGCCACAGAAAUCAUUGAAGGAAGAGGUUGGAGAUGAAGAGUUUGAGAAAAUAGUGAAUUUUGAUGAAAAUGCUAAUAGUUCAAUAACAAGUAGAAGCUCAAAAGGUGAAAUUACUGCUAUGAAUGGAACAAAAAGGAAGAGGCCGUCACAAGUGAAGGAGAAUUCAGAUACUGCCGAGGUGGAAAAUGGUUCAGAAGCCAAUUCUAGUACUGAGGGCUUUGUGAAAUCUGUAGGGUUUAGACAAAAUGGAAGCAGGAGAAAAAGCAAGCCUCACCGAGCUGCUGAAGUUGGAGUAAAAUGCAAAUGAAAUUGAAGCAUCUGCUAUGACUUUCACUCUUUCAGUACCCUGGUUUUGUCUUGGCAGAUGGUUUGAUGUCCUUUGAACUGAGGGUCAGUCUUUUAUUGGCUCAUUUUUUGUGUUCAGUAUUUUAAUACUACAUGUUUCGGUUUCUUAUCAAGUGUUGAAGCUCAAUCUUUCCCUCCAUUGAGAUUGUGGUUUUUCUAUGAGGAACAUAACUUGCUAAUUUAGAAUUUUGAACAAGUUAUAAGCUAUGUAUAUUUUCUUUAGCUAUUUUGCUGAUUAUCUAUAUUAUGUCUGUUUAUUUCCA
This is a messenger RNA of Spinacia oleracea (spinach), 999 nucleotides long. RefSeq lists its product as uncharacterized. Lineage: Eukaryota; Viridiplantae; Streptophyta; Magnoliopsida; Caryophyllales; Amaranthaceae. The record is from RefSeq and is a predicted model, not a curated record. The transcript has 2 exons. Bases 285 to 698 code for a protein of 137 amino acids.